UGCCACCUGCCAGCCCUGGAAUUGCAUUCUUGAGUCUGGGGAGAAAGGCUCCGCCGGGCUCCUGGGCACGGCCCUGACUCUAAGGGCCUCUGGUUCCUCUCCCAGGCGGGAUUGAGGAGGUGGGGCUGCGCGUCUCCUUAUCUCCAGAGCCAGCCCGCCCGGGCCUCCCAGGGGGGGAGCGCCUCAGUCCGGGCUCCCUGCCAUGGGGUCUUUGCUCCCGCUGUCUCUGUUUUUUUGGCUGGUGGCUGCCUGCCUGGGAGGCGGGAGCGCGCGGGGACGCAGGGCUGAGCGGGUGCAAGGCCCCAGGGGCAGCCCUCCUACACCCUCGGGGACCUCGGCGCCCUUCUGGGUGAGACUAAGCCCGGAGUUCGCGGCGGUACCGCCGGGGGGCUCGGUGUGGCUCAACUGCAGUAGCAACUGUCCCCUGCCGGAGGAGCCCAGACUGCGCACGCGCCUGCGGCUGGGCCAGAAGCGCACCGGGCCGGGCUGGGUAUCCUACCAGCUGCUCGACGUGCGGGCCUGGAGCUCCGACGUGCGCUGCUUCGUCACCUGCGCCGGAGAAACGCGCGAGGCCACCUCCAGGAUCACCGCCUACAGUGAGGGACUGGGCUCAGGCCCAGCUGGGGGAAGGGGACAGGGACGCGCUAAGGGGCGCUCGCGGAUCUUACUGGGGGGGCCCCCCUCUUACCUUAGAACGGCCGCGCAGCGUGAUUCUGGACCCUCCAGUCCUCGAGGACGGCAAGUACACUCUGCGCUGUCACGUGACGCAUGUAUUCCCCGUGGGCUUCUUGGUGGUGACGCUGAGACGGGGAGGCCGGGUCAUCCAUUCCGAAAGCCUAGAGCGCUAUACCGGCCUGGAUCUGGCCAAUGUGACCCUGACCUACUUGUGGCACGCUGGACCCCGCGACCACUGGCAGCCCGUGACCUGUCACGCACGCUUCAACCUGGACGGCUUGAUAGUCCGCAGCAGUUCGGCACCCGUGACGCUGGCCCUCCUCGUUCGAAGUCCCGAGUCCAAAGUGUUGGCCUCCACCUCCAUAGCUGCCCUCGUGGGGAUCCUUCUCGCCGUGGGGGCUGCCUACCUGUACAAGCGCCGAACGACGACGCAGACCCAGUCGUAGAGGGAUGGCUUAUGCCGGGCGAGCCGGAGGAGAAAGGAAUCUGGGACAAUUUGGGGGAAGCUGCCCAGAUCAAUAAAGCUUUCUUCAAGCCACUCUUUGCUGCGCGGCCUAAAUAGUCCCCUUUGCGGGCUAUCACUUUCUCCAAGUUCCUUGUCUCCUUAAGGGCACCUGAUGUUUUCCCGCCCAGAGCCCACUUGGGGUCCCAGAGUCCCAAUUCUUCUCCACCUAGCGGGCGUAGUGUUGUAAAACUCUCCUGCAGGUAUUAUCGAAGCGUUGCAGACGAGCUAAGCUCUAUCUUGCUCUGGAGAGCCUCUGGGCGCGGGAAGGGCUGGUUCAUGGAUGGCUUUUCCUGAUUGGCUUCUUCGCUACCACGCAGCGGCUCUGAUUGGAUGCUAAGUUUCCUUUCCCACCCCCCAUCUCCACUUUAGACCUGGAGUCUGCCCGCAGGCCAACAGUGAAGCGAGAACUUAAGCCCAUCGUUCACCCGUUAACGCUGAGGGUGAGACCACACAUGGGCGGGGCCACAUGGAAAAUUGAGGACAUGACAUUGGCAAAGGAGGUGCCCAUGCAGUGACAGUGGAAAGGGAAAAUCAGAGGGCCCACAUGGAAUGCAAUCCUGGUCGUCACCGGGCCAGGUUGGCACAUGGAGACGCGUUAAAGCUUGGAGCCGGGAGACAGGGUCGAAAGCGUCACCGCUGGUCUCUCGAUAUUGCGUGGAUGCAGAAUCCGGGCCCGUACUAAGGGUGCCCGGCAGAGCCGGCCUGUUCCAGGGCUCAGCCCACCGCGCAGAAGACGGAUUCCGGGGCGCUUUUUCAGCGGCUCGCGCGCACAUAGGCCGAAUAGACACGUGUCCGCUGCACGCUGGGUAAAUACAGACCCGGAGCCGAGCCGAUCUAAUUUAGACGCCCCCGAACGCUGCGCGCACGCACACGUGUCUCCGACUC
Tupaia belangeri chinensis (Chinese tree shrew) is the source of this 2065-nucleotide messenger RNA. RefSeq names its product intercellular adhesion molecule 4 (Landsteiner-Wiener blood group) (gene ICAM4). The transcript is spliced from 2 exons. Bases 203 to 1237 code for a protein of 344 amino acids. Gene Ontology annotation, molecular function: integrin binding. Gene Ontology annotation, cellular component: plasma membrane. The record is from RefSeq and is a predicted model, not a curated record. Lineage: Eukaryota; Metazoa; Chordata; Mammalia; Scandentia; Tupaiidae. Gene Ontology annotation, biological process: cell-cell adhesion.